Messenger RNA from Macrosiphum euphorbiae (potato aphid), 1236 nucleotides. The record is from the annotation of a GenBank genome assembly. NCBI's taxonomy places the organism in Eukaryota, Metazoa, Arthropoda, Insecta, Hemiptera, Aphididae.
AUGAAACUUGCCGCCGACAUGGCAAACAACAUCAGCACCAACAACAACACUCUGUCAAUAAACGAUUAUUACGAUUACGCCGACAGACCAGAGACAUACAUCGUUCCCGCUUUGUUCGCCAUCAUAUUCGUCAUCGGCAUGAUCGGUAACGUCACUUUGGUGUUGAUAUUUGUUCGGAACAAGCAGAUGAGGAACGUGCCCAAUAUUUACAUAAUCAACCUAGCACUGGGUGAUUUGUUAGUGAUCAUCAGCUGCGUGCCGUUUACGUCUACCGUAUAUACGUUCCCUUCGUGGCCUUACGGUCUGGCCGUGUGCAAAGUGUCGGAGACGGCCAAGGACGUUUCGAUCGGCGUUUCCGUGUUCACGUUGACCGCGCUAAGCGCCGACCGUUAUUUUGCCAUCGUGAAUCCGAUGCGCAAGAUGCACGCGUCCACCGGCGGACGGUUCGCCACCCGGUUCACGUUAACCGUGGCCGCGGCUAUCUGGGCGGCGGCCGUGGCGUGCGCCGUACCCGCCGCCCGGUUCUCGUACGUCCGCCAGUUCCGCGUGCACAACGUCACGCUGUUCGAGGCCUGUUACCCGUUCUCCGAGCACCUCGGGCCCACCUAUCCCAAGGUCAUGGUGACCGUCAAGUUCCUCGUCUACUACGCCGUCCCGCUCGCUGUCAUCGCGUGCUUCUACGUGCUCAUCGCUCGGUACCUGGUGCACACCACCAACAACAUGCCCGGCGAACUUCAGGGACAAAUACGUCAAGUUCGAGCUCGAAAAAAAGUUGCUAAAGCAGUGCUCGCCUUUGUGUUGAUGUUUGCCAUCUGCUUUCUACCUCAUCACAUUUUCAUGCUGUGGUUUUACAACUAUCCCAAAUCAACGGACGAGUACAACACUUUCUGGCAUGUAUUACGAAUUGUUGGAUUUUGUCUAAGUUUCAUAAACUCUUGUAUCAACCCUAUUGCCCUGUAUUUGGUGAGUGGUACUUUUCGCAAACAUUUCGACAAGCAUUUGUUCUGGUGGUGCAUAGAAUCUUCGACAGCCACCACGGAAUCUAACUUGUUCGUGAUAAAAAAGAACGGAAUCGUGAGUCGAGACAUAAAAAUUACAGAGUCCAUAUCGAUGCACACAGUUACAAACAAAAAUCGAAGUAAUAAGACUUUUACUAUGACCACGAAUAUUGUAGGUCAAAAUAUCAAGUGCACCCAACAAGGGAUGAAAGAAGGGUGGAUGCCACCCUCUAUAUAA